Molecule: messenger RNA, 1513 nt
Organism: Diatraea saccharalis (sugarcane borer)
Lineage: Eukaryota; Metazoa; Arthropoda; Insecta; Lepidoptera; Crambidae
Source: the annotation of a GenBank genome assembly
UUAAGUAAUUUCGACUGAAGCAUAAUUUUAGAUACUAUAAACCUCUUCAUCUUAACCUGAGUUACCCAGUAUCUCAAUUUUAUAUCAGAAGGAACAUUUACAGGAAUUUGAUGGCACCCUCGAUUCUAUAUCACUGGCAGCAACGUGCGCUUUCAAUCGCAGAGGUACACUCUUGGCGGUGGGAUGCAAUGAUGGUAGAAUAUUUAUAUGGGAUUUUCUAACCAGAGGAAUUGCUAAAUCAAUAUCGGCUCAUGUGUACCCUGUUUGUAGUCUUAGUUGGUCUAGGAAUUGUAAAAAGCUCUUGUCAGCUUCAACCGAUCAUAAUGUAUGUAUAUGGGAUGUCCUAUCAGGUGAAUGUGAACAGAGAUACAGAUUCCCAACACCAAUUCUGAGGGUUCAGUUUGAUCCAAGAAAUAACAGACGUUUCCUUGUAUGCCCAAUGAGACAUGCUGCACUACUUGUAGAUACAGAGGGUGAACAUAAAAUAUUACCGAUUGACGAUGAUGGUGAUAUAAAUGUUAUAGCUUCGUUUGACAGAAGAGGCGAUCAUGUCUAUACAGGAAAUGCAAAAGGAAAAAUACUUAUUUUAGACACACAAAAAUUAGGAAUCAAAGCAAGUUUUAAAAUAACUGUUGGUACAUCCAGUACUACCAGUAUAAAGAGCAUAGAAUUCGCUAGACGAGGAGACUGUUUCCUAGUAAAUACAUCAGAUAGAGUAAUAAGAGUGUAUGACACAAAAACGGUACUGAAAUGUGGAAUAAAUGGUGAACCAGAACCCAUACAAAAAUUACAGGAUCUAGUCAAUAAAACAACAUGGAAGAAGUGUUGCUUCUCUGGUGACGGCGAGUAUAUAUGCGCGGGAUCCGCUCGGCAACAUGCGCUGUACAUUUGGGAGAAAUCUAUUGGAAAUAUAGUGAAGAUCCUCCAUGGAACCAAAGGGGAACUGCUAUUGGAUGUAGUGUGGCAUCCUAUACGGCCUAUCAUAGCUAGCAUAAGUGCUGGCGUGGUGUCUAUAUGGGCACAGAACCAGGUGGAGAACUGGUCCGCGUUCGCGCCCGACUUCAAGGAGUUGGACGAGAACGUCGAGUACGAGGAGCGCGAGAGCGAGUUCGAUGUGGAGGACGAGGAUCGCUCCGUGGACCAGGCCGGCGACACCCACCACGACGAGGAGGUCGACGUGGACGUAACAACAUGCGAGCCUGUAGCGGCAUUCUGCAGCUCCGACGAGGAAGGUGAAGACGAGAACGUGCUGUCGUUCCUUCCAAUCGCACCGGAAAUAGAAGACCCCGAGGAUGGGUGGGCGGCGACACAGGAGACUGUAACUCCCACGGAAACUCCCGAGAAACUGGAGCCCGCCGCCAAAAGGCCCAAGUGCAAGAGUUACGACAUAUCGCUCAAGAUAACGCCCCCUGAACAACCGUUGGCAUUUGGCGGGAAAAAUAAACAAGCGGCUGGCAAUAAAAAAGUUGCGGGUAGACCUAGAAAAUAAUAAAGUCAUUUUGCUAUUCUAACU